Owenia fusiformis is the source of this 373-nucleotide messenger RNA. The record is from the annotation of a GenBank genome assembly. Lineage: Eukaryota; Metazoa; Annelida; Polychaeta; Sabellida; Oweniidae.
AGUGAAGUUGUAGCUAUCUCUAUGGCAACAACACCUUUGCCACCAACUAACUUCACAUUGCUCAACUUCACUUCAGCCAGCAUCCUGUUGUCAUGGCAACCAGGAAAUGGAGGCAGAGUGGAUUAUUUUAUCAUCAACUACUCCCCAAGUGAUAUAAUCAAUUUUAACACUACUAACUUCACUAAUACCCUCAAUGUGACAGUGUCACCAAGGAGUCAGAAUGUGUCAUCAAGAGAUACAUUCAAUCAGGAAGUGUCUAAUUUGACACCUGGAGUAAAUUAUUCUGUGACACUAUUCGCUGUCAGUUAUGGUAUCCAUAGUAACCAUGUGGAGAUAUUCGCAGUUACAAUACCAUUACCAGUGAUAUCUGUCA